AUGUCAGCACCAGAAGGACCAUCAAAAUGCACUUGGACUCCAAAUACCACUGAAAACACUCCACAUACCACCAGAAGAACUCCAAAGAAAUUAAUUAUGGAUAAUAUUCUUGAUAAUAUUGGUGGAACACCAUUAGUUAGAGUUAAUAAAGUUUCAUCAGAUUUAGAAUGUGAAUUAGUUGCAAAAUGUGAAUUUUUCAAUGCAGGUGGUUCAGUUAAGGAUCGUAUUGGUCAUCGUAUGAUUGUUGAUGCAGAAGAGAGUGGUAGAAUUAAGAAAGGAGAUACAUUAAUUGAACCAACCUCUGGUAACACUGGUAUUGGUUUAGCAUUGACAGCAGCCAUCAAAGGUUACAAAAUGAUCAUUACACUCCCAGAGAAAAUGUCACAAGAGAAAGUUGAUGUCUUGAAAGCAUUGGGAGCAGAGAUCAUUCGUACACCAACUGAAGCAGCAUUUGAUGCACCAGAGUCACAUAUUGGUGUUGCAAAGAAAUUAAAUUCAGAGAUUCCAAAUUCCCACAUUUUAGAUCAAUACGGUAACCCAUCCAAUCCAUUGGCCCAUUACGAUGGUACCGCCGAAGAACUCCUCGAACAAUGUGAGGGUAAGAUUGAUAUGAUCGUUUGCACAGCCGGUACCGGUGGUACAAUCACUGGUAUUGCCAGAAAGAUCAAAGAAAGACUUCCAAACUGUAUCGUCGUUGGUGUCGAUCCACAUGGUUCAAUUCUCGCUCAACCAGAAUCACUCAACAAUACCAACAAGAGUUACAAAAUCGAAGGUAUCGGUUACGAUUUCAUUCCAAACGUUCUCGAACGUAAAUUAGUCGAUCAAUGGAUCAAAACCGACGAUAAGGAAUCUUUCAUCAUGGCUCGUCGUCUCAUUAAAGAAGAAGGUCUCCUUUGCGGUGGUAGUUCAGGUUCCGCUAUGGUUGGUGCACUCCUAGCCGCCAAACAAUUGAAAAAAGGUCAACGUUGUGUUGUCUUAUUAGCCGAUUCCAUUAGAAACUAUAUGACCAAACAUUUAAAUGAUGAUUGGUUAGUCGACAAUGGUUUCGUUGAUCCAGAAUACAAAACUAAAGAUCAACAAGAAGAAGAGAAAUAUCAUGGUGCCACCGUCAAAGAUUUAACACUCCCAAAACCAAUCACCAUCUCUGCCACCACCACUUGUGCUGCCGCAGUUCAACUCCUCCAACAAUAUGGUUUCGAUCAAUUACCAGUCGUUAGUGAAUCAAAAAAAGUUUUAGGUCAACUCACUCUUGGUAACUUACUCUCACAUAUUGCCUCUAAAAAAGCUGUCCCAACUGAUGCUGUCAGUAAAGUUAUGUUCCGUUUCACUAAAAAUGAAAAAUAUAUUCCAAUCACUCAAUCAACUUCUUUAGCUACUCUUAGCAAAUUUUUCGAAAAUCAUAGCAGUGCUAUCGUAACUGAAAAUGAUGAAAUCAUUUCAAUUGUAACUAAAAUUGAUUUAUUAACUUAUUUAAUGAAAUCUCAACAAAAAAAUUAA
Molecule: messenger RNA, 1497 nt
Organism: Dictyostelium discoideum AX4
Lineage: Eukaryota; Evosea; Eumycetozoa; Dictyosteliales; Dictyosteliaceae
Gene: cysB
Product: cystathionine beta-synthase
Exons: 2
Coding region: 1-1497 (498 amino acids)
Biological process (GO): L-cysteine biosynthetic process; sulfur compound biosynthetic process; sulfur amino acid metabolic process
Cellular component (GO): cytoplasm
Molecular function (GO): cystathionine beta-synthase activity
Source: RefSeq, a predicted model, not a curated record